Molecule: messenger RNA, 1407 nt
Organism: Cyclopterus lumpus (lumpfish)
Lineage: Eukaryota; Metazoa; Chordata; Actinopteri; Perciformes; Cyclopteridae
Gene: aldoca
Product: aldolase C, fructose-bisphosphate, a
Exons: 9
Coding region: 60-1151 (363 amino acids)
Biological process (GO): fructose 1,6-bisphosphate metabolic process; glycolytic process
Cellular component (GO): cytosol
Molecular function (GO): fructose-bisphosphate aldolase activity
Source: RefSeq, a predicted model, not a curated record
AUCACAUCAGUGGACAAGACACAUUUGAUUUCUGUCAGGCUGUAGGACAAUCACUCGGGAUGACGCACCAGUCCCCCACACUCUCCGAGGCGCAGAAGAAGGAGCUACAUGAGACUGCUCUACGCAUAGUUUCUCCAGGAAAGGGCAUCCUGGCUGCAGAUGAAUCUGUGGGCAGCAUGGCUAAGCGCCUGGCCCAGGUGGGGGUGGAGAACACAGAGGAGAACCGCAGACAGUACCGGCAGAUUCUCUUCAGUGCAGAUGAUCGCAUCAACGGCUGCAUCGGAGGGGUCAUCUUCUUCCAUGAGACGCUGUACCAGCACUCUGAUAACGGCGUUUCCUUUGUCAAAAUGAUCAGGGAAAGGGGCAUCAUGGUCGGCAUCAAGGUGGACAAAGGCGUCGUACCUCUGGCAGGAACCUGUGGAGAAACCACCACGCAGGGUCUGGAUGGAUUGUCAGAGCGCUGUGCGCAGUAUAAAAAGGAUGGAGCUGUGUUUGCAAAGUGGCGCUGCGUGCUUAAAAUCAGUGACACCAAUCCAUCGAAACUGGCAAUCACAGAAAAUGCUAAUGUUCUUGCGCGCUACUCCAGCAUCUGCCAGCAGCAUGGCAUUGUGCCCAUCAUAGAGCCGGAGAUUUUGCCUGAUGGAGAUCAUGACCUGAAACGCAGCCAGUAUAUCACUGAGAAGGUCCUGACAUCAGUCUAUAAGGCCAUGUCGGACCACCAUGUGUACUUGGAAGGCACUCUCCUCAAACCCAACAUGGUCACCGCUGGACACAGCUGCCCCACUAAGUACAGCCCAGAGGAGGUUGCUAUGGCAACUGUAACCAGCUUGCGCCGCACUGUCCCCCCGGCGGUCACAGGAGUGGCUUUUCUCUCAGGUGGUCAGAGUGAAGAAGAGGCCUCUGUUCACCUCAAUGCCAUCAACAACUGCCCUCUGGCCAAACCCUGGAUCCUAACGUUCUCCUUCGGCCGAGCCCUGCAGGCGUCUGCCCUCAGAGCAUGGAGAGGACAUAAAGAGAACGAGAAAGCCGCCACUGAGCAGUUCAUCAAGAGAGCAGAGGCCAACAGUCUGGCAUGUCAGGGGAAAUCCACUGGUGGGGAUAACUAUGGCGAGUCUGGCCAGCGCAGCUAUGGCUCCUGUCAUGCAUACUGAGAAGCCAUGUUUCCAUAAGCACCGUGUUGUCUUUCAUCACCAUAGCAAAGAGGAAUUGUAAUGUGGAUAAUUAGGUGAUCUCAGAAUUCGGACUCUCGUGAUGAUGUUGAAUAAAAAACAAGCGUGUCUCUUUGCCUUGACAAAGGAGGACAAUCAGAACAUUGCCUGGAUAUUUCUAAUGCAUGUUGCGGGGAUGUUUGCUUUACUUUUGUUAUGGAUGUACAUGCUCUUGUGACAGUGCAAUCUUGCAUUUACU